Corythoichthys intestinalis (scribbled pipefish) is the source of this 3779-nucleotide messenger RNA. It is a transcript of the gene smad3b, whose product is annotated as SMAD family member 3b. Gene Ontology annotation, molecular function: I-SMAD binding; DNA-binding transcription factor activity, RNA polymerase II-specific; RNA polymerase II cis-regulatory region sequence-specific DNA binding. The transcript has 10 exons. The coding region runs from base 357 to 1634 and encodes 425 amino acids. The record is from RefSeq and is a predicted model, not a curated record. Gene Ontology annotation, cellular component: heteromeric SMAD protein complex. Gene Ontology annotation, biological process: activin receptor signaling pathway; anatomical structure morphogenesis; positive regulation of transcription by RNA polymerase II. NCBI's taxonomy places the organism in Eukaryota, Metazoa, Chordata, Actinopteri, Syngnathiformes, Syngnathidae.
UUGGAGCCACCUAGCAUCGCGGUUGCAACGGCGUCUUCCCCACUCCUGCUCUGCUCUCGUCCCCGUGGAUGGAUGAGCAGCUGACCAGCAGCAGCAAGAACAGGGGGAGGAGCAGAGGCUGAGAGACUAGCGGAUGCUCCGCUCCUCUCUGGCCGACACUCAGUCAACUUGAGCGGACAGACACACCAACGUGGGCCCCUUUCGGUUACCAGCAUUCGUUUGCCCACCUGGGAAGUCCAGUCGAGAAUUAGGCAACUCGACUGGCUAACCGGACGAAAAGAAGCUGGCGGUGUUUCGUUUAGCCUCACAUCGGAGACUUUAACUCAAACGGGCGUCGAUUAAUUUGGACAUUUAACAUGUCCAUAUUACCGUUCACGCCUCCCAUAGUGAAAAGGCUUCUCGGUUGGAAGAAGGGGGAGCAGAACGGCCAAGAGGAGAAAUGGUGCGAAAAAGCUGUGAAAAGUCUGGUGAAAAAGUUGAAGAAGACCGGACAGUUGGACGAGUUGGAAAAGGCCAUCACAACGCAGAAUGUCAACAGCAAAUGUUUAACGAUACCGAGAUCACUAGAUGGGAGACUCCAGGUCUCGCACAGAAAAGGUCUCCCUCACGUCAUUUACUGCCGCCUGUGGCGCUGGCCCGACCUGCAGUCGCAUCAUGAGCUGCGGGCCAUCGACCAGUGCGAAUAUGCCUUCCACACAAAGAAAGAUGAAGUGUGUGUGAACCCCUAUCACUACCAGAGGGUGGAGACACCAAUUUUGCCGCCUGUUCUGGUUCCACGACAUACAGACAUCCCCGCUGAGUUCCCACCAUUGGAUGACUACAGUCCCUCCAUUCCAGAGAACACCAACUUCCCUGCUGGCAUUGAACCACAGAGUAAUUACAUACCAGAAACCCCCCCACCAGGGUAUCUGAGUGAGGAUGGCGAAACAAGUGAUCAACAACUUAAUCACAGCAUGGACACGGGUUCACCCAGCCUGUCACCCAAUCCUGUGUCACCCACAAACAAUAAUCUUGACCUACAACCUGUGACUUACUGCGAAUCGGCGUUCUGGUGCUCCAUCUCCUACUACGAGCUCAACCAGCGUGUAGGAGAGACUUUCCACGCCUCACAGCCCUCCCUCACAGUUGACGGCUUUACUGAUCCCUCCAACUCGGAGCGCUUCUGUCUGGGCCUUUUGUCAAAUGUUAAUCGCAAUUCUGCUGUGGAGAUCACACGCAGACAUAUAGGAAGGGGUGUAAGGUUGUACUACAUUGGUGGGGAAGUGUUUGCAGAGUGUCUCAGUGACAGCGCCAUCUUUGUCCAGAGUCCGAAUUGCAACCAGCGUUACGGCUGGCACCCUGCUACUGUCUGCAAGAUUCCUCCAGGUUGCAACUUGAAGAUCUUCAACAACCAGGAGUUUGCUGCUCUUCUUGCCCAGUCGGUCAACCAAGGAUUCGAGGCAGUAUACCAACUCACCAGGAUGUGCACCAUUCGCAUGAGUUUUGUCAAAGGAUGGGGUGCCGAGUACAGACGUCAGACAGUGACUAGCACCCCCUGCUGGAUAGAGCUACAUCUCAACGGUCCUUUGCAGUGGUUGGAUAAGGUUCUCACACAGAUGGGCUCCCCUAGCAUUCACUGCUCCAGUGUGUCUUAAAGGCAGCUAGUGCCUCACAUCGACACUUGAAGCCACGUGAGACUCCUUCAGUUUCCCACUCUCUCAGUGCAGAAAAGGAAAGAGACCAAGAGCAGCCUCCUCCUUUAACCUCACAUAUACAAUGGCAUGUAAAUGUUUGAGGACCAUUAGUCAACAUUUCUGUACAUGUGACAUGGAAGAUGAAAUUAUUUCAAAAGUAAUAAGUUCUAACCAACGGUUUGAUGUGUAGACAAGACCAAUGAACCUUGCGGGAAAAGGUUAGUGAACUGAACAACUGAAAAGGGGAGCACAGAAUUCUGUGGAGAAAGAGUAUGGGGGUGGAUCGAUGAUGCUCUGGGGUUGCAAGUAGAACUUCUCUCAGGUAAAGGAUGGAUUCAAUUAACUUUAACAAAUUCUAGAAAGGAACAAAACGCUGUGUGAAAGAAAUUGAAACGAGGAUGGUUUCUACAAAAGGAAUAUUGAUCUUAAACACACCUCCAAAUGGACAAUAGGAUUCCUGACAGGCAGGUGGUUUGUGCCGCAGUCUUCACAUUCUCCACACCUAAAAAAAACUUUAAAAAUCUGCUGAUAAAAAAGCAGUUCCUGUAAGUCAGUCCAGGAAUCUCACAGAACUGGAAGAAUUUAAAAGGCACGAUACUGCCAAAGGCCGUGUUACCAGAUAUUAAGAUGGCUGCCAAAAGGUGUAAUGUAAAAUUUGUAUAAUCAGAUUGUGUCAUAUGUAAAUUGACUAUUAUCCAUAACUUUAUGACUUGGAAAUGUAUCAUCUUCCUCUCAAUUUGUUACUUUAAUGGAACAUUUGAUUAUUGGUGCCCAACUUUUGCAUGGCACUGUACAGUUUGCACUUUGCCUCAUACUAUUUAAUUACCCAAAUGAAGGUUCUGCGUCUUCAAUGCAAAGUAUUAUCUGUAUUUUUCCAGACAUGACAGGCCUUUUUUUGUGUCAUUGAGAUAACAAGUAGCCAGGCAUAGCAACAGUCUUGUUUUUUCUAGCAACAAUCCAGACUUAAAAUUUUACCCACGCCAUGAUGGGAAAUUUUCAUGAAACUUGGUAGAGGAGGGGCAGAUGGAGGCGAUUUAUAUAUACAGCUCUUACAUUUACAUUGAUUUUUCUCAGGAAAUACAAUUGAAACCUGAAUACAGAAUUGGCUCUUUUCUCCAUGUUUCCGAAAUAUAUCCGCCCUCUCCAAAUCCUGACCUUGCGAGGUCAAUGUGAUAAUACAUGCUGAGUGUUUAUCACAAUUCGAAAUAAUGAUUCUAUGAAUUAAAGAUGAUCGUGAGUAGUAUAAUUUGAUUUGAACACAAAAUGACCCUAAUUAAUGUGAUAAAAUUUGUGUAAAAUGUUUUAAGUACAAUGUACUUUCCUCCUAAAAUAAUUAAUCGUAAAUGGUGUUAUAUAGCGCUUUUCCACCUUUCAAGGCGCUCAAAGCGCUUUACAGGAGUGACAAUUAUUGUUUUAUCUAUUUUAAAUAGCACCAUUUAAAAAAAAAAAAAAAAAAAAAAUGAAAUGAAACUAUUUUGCUCAGUGAAAAAUACAUUUUAUAAGUUAUUUUUGCAUACUGUCCUGCAUGGAAAUAUAUUUUUAUUAUUAUGCCUCAGUAUGAUUGUAAAUAACUAUUUAUAGCUUGUGAUUUUCUGUAAUUAUGCGUAGAUGGAAACAUGACUGCACAUGAACUGACUAUAUGGCCAAGGCAGGUGUACACCUGGAUGACGCCUGCUUUAAUACUGGUACAUCUCAACAUAUGAGUACAGAUAACAUAAAAACAGUUUUGUGAAACGUUUGCACAGGUGUGACAGCAUGUUUAGAUGAAAAAAGGUCUAAUCACAUUAGUGGCAAACCUGCUUCAAUUUAGUGGUGUAUCGUGUCUCUAAAAGUAUGUUCACUUUUACUGUUUAAGACUGCUAUCCCUGGUCAUCGUCUUUGAAGUUGUCAUGUUAAAGAAAACUCACAAGACAGUUAAACUGUAUACAACAGUACAUUAGAGUUGAUCUUCCUCUUGUGGUCUUCAAUGUCAUGUACAUGCUUUUUAGUCACAGUCACUGAGUGAAAUAUUUGUCCUUAAAUGACCUUUUGUUAUGCAGAAUGUCUAAUAAAUAGAUUCAAAUUUAUGCAUUUUAAUUUUAUUGUUCUUUAUUUGCAUGUGACAUC